CGUGCGCAGCGGCGAGGUUCUGCGCGGGCGCGGAAGACGGGUGGCGCGUGGCGGAAGGCGGGCCUGUUUCUCGGGGUGGGGGAAGUACAGUACGCAGCAGCCACCUUCGCGCCGAGCGCCCCGAGGAGGAACCGCUCUAGGCACGUACGGCUUCGUGAGUGAGGUUGCGUCGCGCGCGGAGCGCUCUGGGACUUGUAGUUCUGGAGAUGGAGCGAGCUCUGCCGCUCGUGGUGCCUCUGGGUCAGGCAGAGGUGUUCCAGGCCUUGCAGCGGCUCCAUAUGACCAUAUUCUCCCAAAGCGUCUCACCAUGUGGGAAGUUUCUGGCGGCUGGCAACAAUUAUGGGCAGAUCGCCAUCUUUAGCUUGUCUGCUGCUUUGAGCUCGGAAGCCAAAGAGGAAAGUAAGAAGCCAGUGGUGACUUUCCAAGCCCAUGAUGGGCCGGUCUACAGCAUGGUCUCCACCGAUCGACAUCUGCUCAGUGCUGGGGAUGGGGAGGUGAAGGCCUGGCUUUGGGCGGAGAUGCUCAAGAAGGGGUGUAAGGAGCUGUGGUGUCGUCAGCCUCCAUACAGGACCAGCCUGGAAGUGCCUGAGAUCAAUGCUUUGCUGCUGGUCCCCAAGGAGAAUUCCCUCAUCCUGGCUGGGGGAGACUGUCAGUUACACACUAUGGACCUUGAAACUGGGACCUUCACGCGGGUCCUCCGGGGCCACACAGACUACAUCCAUUGCCUGGCAUUGAGGGAAAGGAGCCCGGAGGUGCUGUCAGGUGGCGAGGAUGGAGCUGUUCGACUUUGGGACUUGCGCACAGCCAAGGAGGUCCAGACAAUCGAGGUCUAUAAGCACGAGGAGUGCUCCAGGCCCCACAAUGGGCGCUGGAUCGGAUGUUUGGCAACUGAUUCCGACUGGAUGGUCUGUGGAGGGGGCCCAGCCCUCACCCUCUGGCACCUCCGAUCCUCCACACCCACCACCGUCUUCCCCAUGCGCGCGCCACAGAAGCACGUCACCUUCUACCAGGACCUGAUUCUGUCUGCUGGCCAGGGCCACUGUGUCAACCAGUGGCAGCUGAGUGGGGAGCUGAAGGCCCAGGUGCCUGGCUCCUCCCCAGGGCUGCUCAGCCUCAGCCUCAACCAGCAGCCAACCGCGCCCGAGUGCAAGGUCCUGACAGCUGCAGGCAACAGCUGCCGGGUGGAUGUCUUCACCAACCUGGGCUACCGAGCCUUCUCCCUAUCCUUCUGACCUCUGACCACACCCCCAGCCAGCAAGAUUUUAGAGUGUUUUUCUUUUCUUUUUUUUUUUAACAAUAAAGUUUCAGGCUUUUUU
Saimiri boliviensis boliviensis (Bolivian squirrel monkey) is the source of this 1316-nucleotide messenger RNA. RefSeq names its product THO complex subunit 6 (gene THOC6). The record is from RefSeq and is a predicted model, not a curated record. Gene Ontology annotation, molecular function: protein binding. Gene Ontology annotation, cellular component: THO complex; transcription export complex. NCBI's taxonomy places the organism in Eukaryota, Metazoa, Chordata, Mammalia, Primates, Cebidae. Gene Ontology annotation, biological process: mRNA export from nucleus.